CUCUCCAAACCAGACAAACCCAGAGCCCUCAACUGCUCCUCACAGGAUGUGCCUUCCAGCCCUUCCACCAGCUCUGUUGUCCAGCCUUUUAUUGAUGAAAGGCUUAAUUUUUCUAAUGUAGUUACUUGGUAAGCUCUUACGUGGAUGGGCUUCUCGCUGUCUUGAAAGCUUAAUGUGAAAUUUAGGCUUCAUUGAGACUAACAAAAAUUUUGCCAUUGAUGUAAACCCGACCAGCAUUUCAUUCCUUUUCUUGUAACCUGCAAAAUAUGAUCUGAAUUAUGUGGCAUUUAGACUGCUGUUAUCAGAGACCCAUACACAAUUGGUGUGUGAUGCUACUGUGUUAGUGAAGCUAAAGUGGUGUUAGCAAUAAUUGGACUUUCUGCAAAGUGCUGUAAAAAUAUUUUUAUGUUGCCAAGUGCCUGAGAAAGUUCUGCCUUCUGUAGUUUGAAGGCUUGAUCAGACCUAGUGUCUCUUUCCAGAAUUGCCUUUAUUCUUUGCGUAGUUGUUUCAGCUGCAAUUUCCCGUGUGUCAUCUUUAUUUCCAUUGUUGUCACAGAAGUGAGCUGAAAAUUAGGUGAACUGAAUGAAAAGGCCCUGUCCAACAAACUAAAAAAUCCAAGGAUAUUUGACCAAUAAUUUUCAUUAGCAAUAUCCCCCCAAAAACUUUAUUCCACAAGCGCUGGGAGAGAUUGCUACAUUCUAGUGAUCUGAGUUACUAAUGGUCUUGUCAGGUGUACGAUUUAGAUUGCAAGACAAAAUACAUAAACCUUACUGAGGAAAUGUAUUGAAAGGAGAUGUGCUUCACACCCCCUUCUGUUCCUCCAUUUCUAGAAAACUGUGAAGGUGUGUGCUUGUUUAUGCUUCUGUACACCAUGCUGCACAUUUUCAGGAUGUAAAUUUUAGCUUUGAGGCGUAUUGUUGUUACCUCUGUGUUUGAUUACUGAUAAGAGGAAAGCAAUCCAUGUAUGGAAGAGCAAGCAAGGAAUUAAGGGAUGAGCUAGCAGCCCUAGAAACUAGCUAGCUAGUUUCUUUCAAGUCUGGGUUUUGUUUUGGAAGGUCAUAUUGAUCUGCUUAGUAUCAAUGUGCACUGGUCAAAUCUGGGAUUUGCCUAAUAGCCUUGAAACAAAUUUUGAGUUUGUGCAUUCAUCUGAUUCCCUGUGUUGUAGUAUGGAUAGCUUUAUGUAAGUCUUGCUGCAUUUUGUUCUGGCUUCUGCUGACAGUGAAAUACUUCUAAACUAGGACAUGGUAUGUUUUGGUAAUUUGUUGAAUUGCAGAGUCUUCUGCCAGAGAUGUAAAGGUAUCUUACUUUAUUGCCUGUUUUCUCCUCUUAAAUUUAACUUUUAAAAAAAGUGCUAGUGGUGUUGGAGUAUUAGUAACUUCUUUGGUGUGUUCCUUGCAGGUGUGGCUUACAGUAGAUUGUGAUCAGAUUUUUUAUUCAGUUUGUUCCUAAAAAUCCAUUAUGUGGGUUGGUACUUACGUAUUUUGUGUUUGAAAGUAUAGUUGAUUGCCUUCUUGCCCUGUUAAGAUUCGUUAUGGGGAGUAAAAUGCAGUGAUACCACUCCUGCUUUCACUGUCCUGUGGGCAGAAGAUAAGAGUUAGAUGGAUGUGCUGAGAUAUUAUUUCUGCUUUUCCCAAUAAAAAGAGGGUUUUAUUCUUCGUUUUCAAGACUCUUGAAAUGGGGUAAGGUUAGAGGGACAAUCUACUGCUACAAGAUGAGCUAUUGGAACCAGAAAGUUUUAAAAUUAACUUUUGUGUGAAGGCAAAUAAAUUAUAUUUUUGGGGUCGUGAAGCCUGAUUAAUGGAAAUCACAGAACAUGCUGAGUUGGAAGGGACCCACAAAGAUCAUUGAGUCCAGCUCCUGGCCCUGCACAGGACACCCUAAGAGUUAUAACGUGUGCUGACAGCAUUGUCCAAAUGCUCUUGUCAGGCUGCUGCUGUGACCACUUUCCUGGGGAUCCUGUUCAGUGCCCAGCCAACCUCUGGUAGAGGAAAGCUUUAUCAUGAUCAUACAGUCCUUUUGCGGGGGGAGGGAGAUGUAAUGUUUUCGAAGUAUCUGAGAAAGGGAGAUCUUGCAUGAAUCCCAGCAAAGCUUGCUUCCUCAGGGCAUCAAGUCUUCUCUAGACCUGCAGAGCAACAGAAUGCAACUGGAAGUAUAAUUCUGCAGUUUGCAAUGAUACUCAGAUGAAAACUGUGCAAGAGGUUUAAUAUAUAUGCUGUCCACAAAAUUAGCUCUUCUAGGAGCCACAUUUGCUUAAACAUGAAAACUGAGCUCUUCUUCCUGUGAGACCUGAUAAUGUAAUUCAGAAGGCAACUCUGUUAAAUUACCAAUUAUCAGAGUAAAUAGAAGAAACAAAUGUAGAGAAGGAAAAUAGAACAGUUAAUUACUUUCUCCAGGAGAAUUUUUAGUCUAAACAUUGAAUAAAAAUGUUAGCCACCUUGUUGACAGCCAGGUUUCACAGGUUGCUUAGCCAAUAUUGAUUCCUUUGUUUUGGUGAAAUUCUGUCCUUUAUUUUUAUUUCCAGGGGAAGGUAUAGUAGCAUGCAAUUUGUUUUAAUUUGGAAAGUGUGCAUGUAGAUAGGCAGUUUUCUAUAAUAGUUGUUUUUUCUUGCUCUAAAAUAUCUGUGGAUGUAGGCACAAAGAGAAAUAGGCUAACUUAUUUUUAUGUGAAAAGUUACUAAAUAAAAAAUGAACACUAACCAACACUACUUGUCAGCACACAAGUCUAAAAUUGAGAUGGAAGUUAUUCUGUUGAUUAUUCUUGACUGCUGGACUGCCAGUGUGUGUAGAUUAGACUUAAUACCAACCUAUAAACCAGCCUGUGAAACUAAUUUCUCAACAAGGUAUACUGGGAAAUAAGAUGACAGGAAUAAAUAAUUUUUAUAGUAAUAGCUUUUAAUUUUCAUACUUAAAACUAAUAAUAGUUUUAAAUUUUCACAUAGUCUUUACUACUCCUGGGCCUUUGUGAAGUUUCUAAAAAAUGUUUUUUUCCCUAAUAAGCUAUUUCUAAAAUUUAUUUUGGGGAGGCUGGUAACAGAUUGUCUUUAGAGUAGGAAAUAACUUAUGUUUGCUCUUACCUCCUAUCUAAGUAUAUAUUGAAUUUUCUUCUGUUCUUGGCAAGCAGGAGACUUGAUAAAGUGAAGAUGAAAAAUAUACCUGAGACCAAGGUAAAGAAAUAGAUAUUCUAUGUAGAGAAGUAAUAAAUGAGAAAAUGGUAACAAUGUUCAGGGUAAUUGCUACUUUUUUUUCCUCUUGGCAUAACCUCAGAAUAUCCUUUAGGUAGUAAAUUUGUGACAUGAUUAUAAUAAUCUUUGACACACUGAAAAAGUUAAUACUCUUUAGUUGUAUUACUGUAUCAACUGUGCUGUAGCACAAUCAAGGGUGAUUGAAGAGUAAAAAUGAUGGUAUCUUUUGAUUAUAUAAUAUACUGAAGUGCUCCUAUUUGGUAAUAUUAGUCUCCUAAUAUCUAUUAGAGUAAUAAAUAUGCACAAAAGGACUGUUCUACUGCUUUUGUAAGUAUUGAAACCCCUUAAAAUAGUUUGGAAUUUGGAGUGUAUAUUUAUAUAUUUUGUUAUCUUAAUGGUAACCUUUUGUGCUUCUGGCCACUGGGCCCUGACAUCAUAAGAUGUCUUAUGUUUUCUUAUUUUGUGUUUUUCCUCAUAAGCUAAGGUCGCUGGUGGGUAGGAUAUAAGAGAGGAGGAGGAAAGUAAAAUGUUCAUUUAGAUCAUGGAGCUACUUGUUAUUGAUUCAAAGUGAGAGCUUUAUACCUUGAAUACAAGUUUUAGUCAUCUUUAUUUGGAAUGCUGUGACAUAAGAAAAUAUUGUACUUAACAGUACCUCAAAGAUCCUUCUACUUAAAAGUCUUUAUUUAAAUUUAACAGCUGAAUUUACAAGAUUAAAUAGAAAUAAAUUUAUGAACGUUUAAUUUUGAAAUUUUGUAAUCUUUGUGAACCUACUUAAGCAAGAUUUAGGGACUUUGCCUCAAGAUCUGGUAACAAAAGUUAGUGACUAAAGUGGUGUGUUUCAGACACUAUGCUGAGAGCUCUGUUGACAGAAUAAAAUUCCUUUUUAGAAAUGCUGACGUUGACUUCUGAAAGCUAUAAUGAGAUCCUCAUACCAGAGCUCCACAAGGUUCCAUGUGCAUGAAAGUGUGAAGCCAGGAGGGUUUGCCUGGGGGUUCUCAGAGAGGAGGACUAAAGACUUCUUACUAGAAGUAAAAGAUACUGAAAGAUGAUUUGCCAUGUUGUGAAGAACCCAGUCAAAAUGAGAAUCAGUUUCUGAUUUUUGGCAGCUAAAAUGAGUCCUUAAUAACUGAAAAGAAUGGAAAUUAAUCUGAAAGAGACUUUAGGAAUAUACUUGUCAGUGUUGUAAGUCAAAUUAUUAAUCAAGUAUUUAUUGUCUGUGAUUCCUGUAGCUCUUCUAAUGUGUUUUAUAUGAUACUGAGACCUGAACAUUUAAGUUACCUUUGAUUACCUAGCAGUUUUUUAUUUCUCUGAUAAACCAUAUCCUAUAUCCUAUGAUGGUUUUUGAGAUUAAAUCUGUAUCUCUGGUAUGCUUGCUUUUUAAUCAGGUUAUUCAUACAUUCACGGUAUUUAUACAUACACAGUAGCUUUACUGUUUUCCAGUAAUGUUGGGGUGAAGACAAGAGUAAGCUGUAUUAAUCAAAUUGCUAUUUUCAGGACUAGAUGCUAUAGUUGAAGUAAACAAUCAAUAAAAUCACUAUUUAAUUGUAAAUUUCUAGUGAAAACAAACAAGUACAGCUUAAAAAUCAUGCUAUUGGAAACAGAGCACUAUUGGAAAUAGUGUGGAAUAUGUGGUGUUGUGGCCGAAAAUCUUAAUGUCUGUUAAAUUAGUCACAUUCUGGAUCAAUGAUAAAUUGAAGCACAUAAUAAAUGCUAAACAAGGGCCAGUGGCCUAUAUGAAUAGUGCAGCAAUUCCUAGAAAUGCCAGGUUAUUGCAUUCUUCUGUUGAUCUCAGCAUAAUUUUAUGAAAAAUGUGAAUUGGUGGUAUUCCAAAAUGGGCAGCAGCAAUGCCUUUAGUAUUUUUGGUGGUUAUAAUUCUUUAAAAUCUACAUUCAACCCUGAAAUGAGUUCAGUGGAUUGGAGUAUGGUACUAACAAUGCCGAGGUUGUGGGUUCCAUUCCUAAAUAGACCAUUCCCUUGAAAGUUAGACAUGGUGAUCCUUAUGGGUCCUUUCAACUCAGAGGAUUCUGUGACUGUGUAAUAGUUGCUGUAAGGGAUUCUGCUACCAUUAAAUCUAGAAGAGUAGUUCUUGUCCAGAGCUUUACAGAAGUGCACAACCCUUCCUCCUCCCACUCACCCCAAAAAGUGCAAAGAUCUUUACAUGUCCCUCUAAAUGGUUAUUCAAAAGGUGCACUGAAGAUUACAUCUUCUCUUAAUUGUAGGGAUCAUUUGUUCCUUGUUGCUGAUAUAUUAGGAUUUUUAGCAGUUUCAUAAAAUUGAUUGCAUAGAAAAACGCAUAUAUUUGUGCUUUAAUCCACUUUGGAAAUGCAUAUAAAACUGACUCCUCUAUUUUUUUACCCAUAAAUGUAUCCAUGAAUUGAGCAUUAAACUGCAGUUAACAUUUCUGAACUCUGCUUUAGAAACAGCGCAGUGUUUCAUUUUCAUCAGAAAAUUAUGCAAAAGGAUCAAGGCCAGGACUGAUCCUUCUGAGGAUAGGUUCUGAACCCUAGAUUUUAUAGCUGGAGUUUUUUUGGUCCAGGUCCUUCAUUUGUGCUUUCAUGCAACAAGGUGAGGGCUUUGAAUAGCACUGAAUGUAGAGCUGCUUUGUCUUGUGUGUGAUUAUUGCAAGUCUGUUGAUGGAGAAUACUUUUCUCAUCUCCAAAAUAUUCAGAUAUUUUAAGGGAGUUAGCUAUCAGAAACAGGAAAAAUUCACACUUGCAGUUAUCAGCAUAGAGGAGAGAUACACUUCUAAGUGUAUUUCUCUUCUAAGGAGAGAUACACUUCCACUUAUAAUUUGUGCUGUUGGUUUUGGUUUUUUUAAUAGUAGCAGUACUUAAAAAAAAAAAAAAAAGAAAAAAAAGAAUGUGCAGUCCAGUUUCCUUAGCUGUAAUAACCAGGGAGACAAAACGCCUUUCUUACUGGAGAACUGCGAGCUCAGACUUCUGGAAAAAGAAGAGUGAUGGCUGUGCCAUUCUGCAUACUGAAGUAGUAGAAACAGGAUUGUGUAAUGGCUCAGGAAACUGCCGUGCCCAAACUGAACUUUGAGUAUUGGUUGGACAAAGCUAUUGAAUGGGGUCAAGCCACUACUUUGGAAUCCCAGAAAGAUGUGUGCCUACACUUGCCGCAGCUCCAGGAAUUUCUUCAUCAGCUUUAUGAAACAAUAAAACAUUUGCAGGGUCCCACUGUAGCAAUCCAGCAGUUCCCUUUAAUUGGACAACUUCUAGGAAGGCUUUGUUGGAAUCCUUUUGUUAUAGGAUAUGAUGAAAGCCAGAAAACUCUGAUGUGGUGCUUAUGUUGUCUGUUCAGCAGUGAACCACAGAAUGCUGUGGAACUGAAGGCCAACAGCUGGAUACGGAGUUUGCUGUGCCAUCUCCUUUCUUCUUCUAAGUGGGAAAGUAAUGAAGCAGAAACCAGUACAUUCAUAUCAGCUCUGGGCUACACGUCAGCAGAUUAUUAUUGUCACUUGGUUAAAAAUAUGGUCGUUUCAUUAGUAACAGAACUCAGAGAAAACCAGUUCAAUGGACUUAACGUACAGGAGAGCAUUUCAGCCAGUCGUGUGAAUGCUAUUUCCAUUUUCUGUGUGCCUCUCAUUACUUUGCCUGAUUUAACUCCAUUACUGGAAACUCUCCUUCUUUACCAUGGAGGAUCAUCAAAAGAAAUUCUCAGUUCAGAGUUUCUAGAGGCUGUGAAUGAGGCCUUUUUAAAGAAGAAGAUCACCCUUCCUGAAUCAGCUGUCUUCAGCCUUUGGCUUCGUCACUUACCAAGCCUUGAAAAAGCUACCUUACAUCUUUUAGACCAGUUGUUUUCCAUUCAGUUGAAUUUGCUGGAAGAAGUGGCUCGUGUCAUAAAAGACUCAUUGCUGCCACAAGCAGCAAGCCAUCCUGCUAUUUUCAGAAUUGUAAAUGAAAUUUUCAAGAAUGCACUGAUGGAAACUGAUGGAACUUCAGAAGUUAUCACAAUAAUACAGGUGUUUACACAGCUCUUCCUUCAGGCUUAUCAGGAUGAAAAUAAACAGCAUAAAUUUCCACUGAGGGUCUACUUUCCAUGCCAUCACCAGCCUCUUGUUAGAAGUUUAGUCAGACGUCCUUUUGAACUCCCAUCUACAUAUUGGUCUCAACACGUGAAACACAUUUCAGAUAUGCUCAAAGCAAUAGCAGAAGAUACAAACGAUAGUUCUCUCACUGACCUCUUUGAAAUCUGGUUUUUGGUUGCUUGUUUUGGAGAAUGGCUGGAUAUUGCAGCAGAACAAUUACUGAAGGCUGCUGUAGAACCAGAUGCUGUGCUGUGGCUGCUGGCAUUUUACUACUGUCCUAAGAAUGAAAAUCAACAAAGGACUCAAACAAUGGUGGAAGCUCAAGCAGUCUACAAUCACCUAAUGAUGUUGUUCAGUUGCACAGACCUUUCUCUCAAAGACCUGGAGGCUGCUGUACACAGGGUCAUGGGUAUAGAGCACUGUUGUAACCAGCGACUCACAACACAUCUUCUGACCAGCUUCUUGCUCUUUUCACCUGGUGGACAUAAGAUUGCCCAGGAAUGUAUUUACCAUAUUACUGAGAUAACUGAUACAAGCAAAGAAGUUUAUAACCUUCUUAUCCGUACUGCUUACAGAUUUAAUGAUAGUGGAGAAGAAAACCAAAGGACUGUGAAGCUUAUGAAUGAACUUCUUCAAAAACUUACAUUGAAAGUUUAGGAUUUUAAUGUGAUCUAUUUAUCAAACCAUCAAAUCAGGUCUUUGUCCAGGUGUCAGACUUCCAUUAGCAUCUAGCACUGCAGGUUACCAAGGGCAGAAACAUACCUGUAUAAGCUAUAGCUGCUAAUUUAUAUUCCCUCAUCUAUAUUGAAAAAUAAUCUGUUGUUUGGAAUUGUUAAUCUUUUGAAGCACAGUAGUAAAUAUUAAAGAUGCUUGAAAAUGCUUGUUCUGAGUACCUUCUGUAACAAGAGACCAACAUCAUUUAAAAUAGUUUGCUCAUCUCCCUGUUGUUUAUCUGGCUGAGGAUCAGUUUUUCUCCCAAAUUACUCAUGUGGGGUUUUUUGAGUAAGUAAUAUCCAAUUACUUGAUUGGUGAGUUUUACUAAAAUGUUUUGUUCUGUGCUUCUGCUUUUAUGAAACUAGCGAUGAUCUCAAGUGAUUCAUAGUGUUCUCAGGAAAUCAGUGAGUGAUAUUUCCUGAACUCUUUCCUUAUUUUUGAAAACGUUUCCAAAAUGAAACUCUUCACAGAUUUGCUAAAUGCGGGGGUUUUUAAAUACUGCAGCUUUCACAGGACAGUGUUCUCCUCUAAGUACUAGACCAAUAGCUGGUCUUUGCCAAAAGAUACUGCGGGCAUAAAGUUGCUUGCAGUACAGCCCACUUAACAGCGUGCCAUGACUGAUGCUAUUAUUUAUUCAUUUAAGAAAUAUGGGGCUUUUAUUCAGACAAAAGAGGGCAAGCAAAACAGAGACAUAGGGACAUCUUCCAGUUCAAAGGGACAGAUUUCCUAUAAAGGUUGCAACUCAUUGCCUCUAUUUUUGUGCCCAGCAGUAAUUUACUUACUUCUUUCUUUAGGUUUUUUGUGUCCUGCAAGGAACAUAGACAGGUAGCAAUGGUUUUUUGUUUUUUUUUUCCCUUAGGAAGGUAUUUUUCUCUAGAAGUUUUGUGAAGCUGUCUUUAGCUUAACUAGAAAAAUAAGCGUGGACAAUAGUAGUGACAGAGCAUCCUAACUUUCUUCAGUAGUUUGUUCCCCUGUAUUACUUAUCUAUAAUGCCAGUGCCUGUGCUAUGCUACUCAAAGAUGCUACUUGGAAUUCUAUUCUUGCAUAUAAAAUCCAAGACAUGUAUCUUGAAUUAAUAAAGCUUUUUGAAUGUAGCAUUUGUUUUUGAGUAAGGGGAAAGAAAAACAGUGUACUUAGUGUCCUUUGGCUGUAAGAGGUGGAAAGAUAUUUUCUGUUAUGCUAUUAACUGAUUUCUUACAGUUUUGUUCCCAGUGAGUCAUAUUACGGAAGUUACAUGUCCUCUCAGUCAGUUUGCUAGUAAAAAAUAGCAAACACAUACUGUGUUUGUAUGUCUGCAAAGAAAAGGGUUUUUUCUCUUUUUUUGAUUAAAAAUAUUUUAAAUGAAAAUUCAGAAAGAAAUAAGUAUCAAUUUUUUCUGUUGUUAAAUAGCCACACAUAUCUAAAAAAGUUAAAUCAAGCAACCCAGUUUUCUGUUCCCUGAAUACCAAAACUGAAAAGCAUUGGAUUAAACUAAAUUAUUUUUUGGUCACAAGGUAUUCAGAGGUAUUCAUCUAGUGGAAACAAAUGUGGAAUGCUCUAUUUAGAAUAAGAAAUAAUGUAAAAUUUUAAUCAAAAGGAAAAAUUAUUGAAUUGUUUUUCUUUGGGGUUUCUUUUGGGGUUUUCUUUGUUUGUUUGUUUUGGGAUGGGUUUUUUGUUUUUUGGGGGGGUUUUUUGGUGUUUUUUUUGUUGUUUUGUUUAAUGUCUAAUCUGGUUGUUGGAUGUGAGGCUCUUUGGCUGUGUUUUCUCCAUAGUGUGCCUGUAUGUCAUUUGAACUAUGUAGAAGAAAGAUAGCAAAGCACUGCAAUAUCUAAUUCUUGCAGAUUAAUUAGGUGAAUGAUGUGGGUAUAAUAUUUAAAUGUGUAUGGCAGUUUUUGGACAGGUAUGUUUAAGUAUCUUUUCUUUAUCAGUGUUUUUAUUUUUCCAUUGAUAAAAUGCAUGAAAAUUCUUCUAACUUCAUUUAACAAAAUCAUUAUGCUGAUAAAUAAGGAUAAAUAGAAUCAAGCAGGAAGGAAAUGUGCAAUGAAAGCAGUAAAAACCCAGAAUUAGCAGUGAAUUGA
This is a messenger RNA of Motacilla alba alba, 9982 nucleotides long. RefSeq names its product FA complementation group C (gene FANCC). The record is from RefSeq and is a predicted model, not a curated record. Gene Ontology annotation, cellular component: Fanconi anaemia nuclear complex. The transcript is spliced from 15 exons. Bases 6186 to 7868 code for a protein of 560 amino acids. Gene Ontology annotation, biological process: nucleotide-excision repair; cellular response to oxidative stress; interstrand cross-link repair. NCBI's taxonomy places the organism in Eukaryota, Metazoa, Chordata, Aves, Passeriformes, Motacillidae.